CGUAAAAGCCCGACAUGUCUCUCAGACAGUAUUCUUAAGCAGAUCUUGAUGCGCCGAGAUCAGCCCACACACCCCGUGCUAGCCGCCCUUGGUGGUGCGAAGUGGUUUGCAAAACGCAGACCUACGCAGAAAGCAGACGACCAUGCACAGAAGGGAUGCAGCACCUGUGGAAUGCACGAUAUGCAGAAGCCGGUUUUCCGCUGUUCACAAUGUCAGUGGACAUAUUAUUGUUCUAGAGAAUGUCAACGGGCGGAUUGGAAGCGACACAAGGAAGCUUGUCGGGAUGCCUUCCAAUCGAGGAAACGUGUAGAGCAAUUGAAGCAAGAGAACCCCGAGGAAGCCACGAUGGCCGAAGAUUGGAUCAACUGGCGUCAAGCAGCUAAUUCUGUGGACACUGAAGCAUUGUGUCAUGCCCUCAAUCUUCAACGCGACCCUUCACGAGGCCGUACACACAUCGUCUUCAGACAGGCUGUGUACACGCCCAACGAUUCAAAGAGCAUACGGAAGAAGUUCCAGAUUGUUAACUGUAGCGUAUACCGCAUAGAAGAUGUUCUGACGGACAUCGAGGAUUUUAUGGAUCUCAAUGAGGGGGAAGGGCGAGCAUACAUUCAAGAAUUGAUUGAUGAGUUGAUCGAAGGAGAUCGUACCGGGGACGGUGUACCUAUCCUAGAACUGAAACUGGCACCGGGUCUUGAGAUAUAUCUGGGUUAUCUAAUGUCCUCGCGCUCUAAAUUGCGCCAGAUAACGUAUAACUCGCAUUGGCGCGAGCUCAUGAACCCGAAGAGCCCGCCAGGACCCAUGCCGCCAUUAAAGAGUGGGGCGCAGGAUGCAGAGUUCCGCUUCUGAAGGUCGCACGAUAACAUACUUGGUGAUCCGCCGGAAGACGGCUGCAGGUUACUAUUUUUCGAGUACAGUCUUUGUUGCAAUACACUUGCGGGUAGAAUAUGGGGC
Molecule: messenger RNA, 951 nt
Organism: Postia placenta MAD-698-R-SB12
Lineage: Eukaryota; Fungi; Basidiomycota; Agaricomycetes; Polyporales; Adustoporiaceae
Exons: 5
Coding region: 49-846 (265 amino acids)
Source: RefSeq, a predicted model, not a curated record